CGCAACCGCGUUUCAAUGCGGCGUCCUUGCAAUAACCUUCCAGGCGCGCAACGCACAGCAGCAUUCCGCCCGCUUCCUGCUCAUUCCUGCGCGCCGACGGCGUGCAACAAGUGUUUGUGCCCGCACACAUCCUUAGCCUCCUUACACACUGCUGCGUCCUGCCAGACGGGAACACCCAUCCGCAUCGCCGCGUCCACAGCCAUGAACGACCGCCUCAAGUGUAAGAUCGGUCCGUCGAUCCUCAACGCCGAUCUCUCCCAACUGUACAAAGAAUCACAGCGAUUACUCGACAAUGGGGCCGACUAUCUGCACCUGGACGUGAUGGAUGGACACUUUGUGCCGAAUCUCACCUUCGGUGCACCGGUGGUCAAGUGUCUGCGUUCGAAGAUCCGGCAUGCCUUCUUUGAAACGCACAUGAUGGUGCAAAAUCCCGAACAAUGGAUUGAACCGAUGGCAGACGCCGGCGUCGACCAGUACACAUUCCAUAUUGAGCCUGUGAAGGAGAUCAUCAAGACUUGCAGGAAAGUGAGAGAGGCAGGCAUGAAAGUUGGGCUGGCACUGAAACCUGGGACUGAAAUUGAUGCAGUGAGGCAAUUCAUUGAUCAAGCUGAUAUGAUCUUGAUCAUGACAGUGGAGCCUGGUUUUGGUGGGCAGAAGUUCAUGACUGAUAUGAUGCCUAAAGUACAAUGGCUUAGGCAUAAUUAUCCUCUGCUUGACGUGGAGGUUGAUGGGGGAGUUGGCUUGAACACAAUUGCAGCAUGUGCAGAUGCUGGUGCAAACAUGAUUGUAAGUGGGACGGCGAUAAUAAACGCACCGGAUCAACGCGCAGUCAUCGCCAGCCUUCGUGAGACUGUCGAAAGUUCCAUACACAAGUGCAGCGUUUAGUUACAAUAAGCAACAAAAAACCAAAAAAUACAAAAACCAAGCGCAACAAAAGCAAUGUAAUCACAAGCAAGUGUUUGAUAGAGAAUUAAUUUUGACACGGUGGGCAGGGGGCAUUCAACUAGCUAACAAGUACAAGUUCAGGUUACAGUAACCAUUAAGCAAGCGCUGAGGCAGUUGGAUCGUGUGCUUCAAUCAAAAAGUCAAUACGCGUAUUUGAUAAAACAAAACAAGUAAAGUAACAGUAAAGAAAUCCAGCAAGUCAAAGCACUUGCACUUGCCAUUAAUUAUACGGGGUAUUCCUCGGACAACAUCAACAUGUAUUGUUUCUUUGGCGCAUGUUGUUUGGUUGCAUGUUGAUGCUGGGGAAAUUGUGUCUUUAACAAUAAGAUUUGUUGGGGAACUCUUUUUGUACGAAUUAUUAAGUUUAUUCUUUCGUUACGUUUUUGUUGUACAAGUAUUUGUUUGAAGCGAUCGUUGCGUUGCUAUGAGAAAUCAAGACUUUUUCGUCUCGCAUGUGACUUACGAAUCGACUUGAGAACACAAAAGUUACUUAUUAAUGCAAAAAAAAAUAACGCAGAAAACCGAUCAACUAACGACUUGUUAAUCGUAAUGUUUGGCCGACCGCCUUUAUUGGUCCUUGUUAAACGAAUUUAUUACUAACUAUAUUAAGAUUAUUACUUAUACAAUAUAUACUUGAAAACGUAACAA
This is a messenger RNA of Dalotia coriaria, 1593 nucleotides long. It is a transcript of the gene Rpe, whose product is annotated as ribulose-phosphate 3-epimerase. Lineage: Eukaryota; Metazoa; Arthropoda; Insecta; Coleoptera; Staphylinidae. Gene Ontology annotation, biological process: pentose-phosphate shunt, non-oxidative branch; carbohydrate metabolic process; pentose-phosphate shunt. The record is from RefSeq and is a predicted model, not a curated record. Gene Ontology annotation, cellular component: cytosol. The transcript has 3 exons. Bases 16 to 885 code for a protein of 289 amino acids. Gene Ontology annotation, molecular function: metal ion binding; D-ribulose-phosphate 3-epimerase activity.